AUGACUCAUUUCGUUGGAGUUGACUUUAAUUCAUUAUAUCCUUCAUCAUUUUCAUCUAAUCCUCAUGAUUUCAUUCAAUAUACUGACCAUAAAAUGUAUAUGCCGGGAAGAUUGAAUGGUGUUAUCAUUUGUGAUACAGCAACAAAGAAAGCAAAAGCACUGGGAAUAAUUAAGAAGAAAAAUACUUUAUUCGUGGCUGAAGUAAAGGGUCACAUUGAUGAAAAAUACAUUAAUGAUUACAUAAACUUUUUACCGAUAAUAAGAAACUUAGAUAUUAUCACAGAUGAAAAAACAAUUGGCGGUUUUAUGUAUAAUUACAUGAAAUCAAACAAUCUACCAGUUGACCAGAAACAGAGGAAAUUAACUCAGUUAGCAUCAACACACAACCAAUAUCAACCAUUUUCUUCUUAUUAUCUUUGGUAUCUAAUAGAUAGAUUUCAUUUUAUCAUCGAUGAUAUUCAAUCAAUUUUAACAUUUACGAAAAACACUUGUUUUAAUGAAUUUGCGAACAAAUUUAUGAACGAAAGACAAAAGGCUGAAUUAGAAGGAAAUAAAGGAAAAGGUUUAUUUUGCAAAAUUUCACUUAAUGGAUCAUAUGGUUACGAUGCAAUGAAUACACAAAAUUACGCAAAGACUAAAAUAAUGAAAGCACAGAAGGCACGCGUUGCAUGUAUGUCAAAUAAGUUGAAAAAUAUAAGAGAAAUAGGUGAAGAUACAUAUCAAGUGAUGCUCAAAGAUAGAUUUUAUAGAUGUGAUACAUGUUUACAAGAGGCAUUUUUUACUUUAGAUAACGCAAAAUACUGGUAUUUAGUUUUCAUUUAUGAUUUUAUGUAUAAAUGCAUGAAUGUUAAUCGUUUUCAUUUCAUUGAAGGUGAUACUGAUUCAUCUUAUUGGGCAAUCGCUGGCGACCCAAAUCUUCCUAACACUCAAGCAUUUCAAGCAAUUGUUACCGAUAAACAAUUUUAUGAUAAAAACAUUUUCAAAUUCGCACCUUUUGAUUUCUUCUGUUUUGAUGAGAAAUUUAAACCUAAAUUAAAGAAUAAAGCUGAAGAAAAAGCACAUGAGAAGAAGUUAUUGGGUUUAGCAAUUGAGAAACAAGGUGAUAACAUGGUUGCUUUAUGCCCUAAGUGUUAUACAUCAUUCAACGGUUCAAUUGAUGGAAGUGAUUUUAAAAAGAUUGCACAAAAAAUGAAAGGUGUUAGUUUACGACAAAAUAAACAAUUAACACCUAAAAAUUAUUUGGAUAUAAUAAAUGAUAAAGUGAUAUUUGAUGGUCAGAAUAUUAAUUUACAACUUAAAAACGGGUCAAUGACUCGCUUAACAAUCGGUAAGACUGCAUUAACAGGGGCACACACUAAGGCUGUAUGUUGUGAAAAUGGAUGUUGUAUGCCAUUUAUUUAA
Trichomonas vaginalis G3 is the source of this 1401-nucleotide messenger RNA. Its product is annotated as DNA/RNA polymerases family. The transcript has a single exon. The record is from RefSeq and is a predicted model, not a curated record. Lineage: Eukaryota; Parabasalia; Trichomonadida; Trichomonadidae. Bases 1 to 1401 code for a protein of 466 amino acids.